AUGGCAACAAAAUCUAUCACUGAAAUAGAAGCUUAUUGGGAUGACUUCUCUUCUUAAUACAUUAAUAUGGAUAAUGGAAGUAGUCUCUUUUAUUUAUCUUUAAUUAAUAUGCUUAAAAUUCAAGAUCGUAAAUCAAUACUCGAAGUUGGAGCUGGUGCUGGAUUCUUAUUUAAUCACACAAUGAAUUUCAAAAAGCAUGGUGCAUAAUAUAUUGCGACAGACUUGUCUGAAAAAAUGCUUCAAUAUAUUCUGAGGAGGUUAUAAAUAGAAGAACCUUUUAAGGAUGGUAUGCUGAUAGACAAGUAUAAUUUAAGAAUACAAAAGGCUAAUGGAGAAGAAUUGCCUUUUGAAGAUAAUACUUUUGAUUGUUACAUAGCUAAUUUGUGCUUGUAAAUCACCACUGAUCCUGUAAAGAUGCUUAAAGAAUCUCAUAGAGUUCUCUAAAAAGGUGGAGUUGCUGGUUUCAGUGUAUGGGGAGAUAAAGAAAAAUCUUAGUUAUUCACAAUAAUCCCCUAAACUUUAACUGAAAAUGGAUGUACUUAUCCUCAAAUAAGAAGUAAUUUCCAUCUUAAUGACAGAGAAAAACUAAUCAAAAUGGUCGAAGAUGCAGGAUUCACCUAAGUUAUUUGUUGGAAUUAAUUCUCUCCUUAUCAUUAAACUGAAUAAGGAAUGAUGGACUUCUUAAACUCUCCUAGUAAUAUUACUGUACUUUAACAAGCUGGAGAAAAGGCUGAAGAAAUAAAAAGUAAAUUAUAACAAAAGAUAAAAAGUUAUCUUGAAUAAAAUAAGCUUCCUUUUGGAUUAGAUGGAUUAUUAAUAAUAGGUGUUAAAAAUUGA
Messenger RNA from Tetrahymena thermophila SB210, 837 nucleotides. Its product is annotated as UbiE/COQ5 methyltransferase. Lineage: Eukaryota; Ciliophora; Oligohymenophorea; Hymenostomatida; Tetrahymenidae. The record is from RefSeq and is a predicted model, not a curated record. Gene Ontology annotation, molecular function: S-adenosylmethionine-dependent methyltransferase activity. The transcript has a single exon.